Hordeum vulgare subsp. vulgare (domesticated barley) is the source of this 1157-nucleotide messenger RNA. Its product is annotated as non-specific lipid transfer protein GPI-anchored 14-like. The transcript is spliced from 3 exons. Gene Ontology annotation, biological process: lipid transport. Bases 146 to 739 code for a protein of 197 amino acids. Gene Ontology annotation, molecular function: lipid binding. The record is from RefSeq and is a predicted model, not a curated record. Lineage: Eukaryota; Viridiplantae; Streptophyta; Magnoliopsida; Poales; Poaceae.
CUAUAUAUAGCCCAAGCCCAGGCACACCACGUCGUCACGCUCACACGCAGAACCACACGACCGGCGACGACGCAGCUCGCACGGCACGCAAGAGUCAUCACCACACCACGAUCGAGUGUGACAGCACUUCGCUCGCGAUCAAGCCAUGGCUUUCGCAGGUCGCCGUAGCGGUGGCGGCGCAGUGCUGCUGAUGCUGCUGGCCGUGGCGGCGGCGGUAGCGGGGCCGGCGGUAGCGGACUUCGCGGCGGACAAGGCGGAGUGCGCGGACAAGCUGAUGGGGCUGGCGACGUGCCUGACGUACGUGCAGCUGACGGCGACGGCGCCCGCGCCCACGCCGGACUGCUGCUCCGGGUUCCGGCAGGUGCUGGGCACCAGCAAGCGGUGCAUGUGCAUCCUCGUCAAGGACCGCGACGAGCCGGCGCUCGGGAUCAAGGUCAACAUCACCCGCUCCAUGAACCUCCCCUCCGUCUGCAACAUCGCCGCCACCUUCUCCGACUGCCCCAAGAUCCUCAACAUGUCGCCGGACUCCAAGGAAGCGGAGAUCUUCAAGCAGUACGCCAGGGAGCACGAGGGCAAGAACACCGCCACCACGUCGCCCACCGCCGCCGCCGCUACCACCACCGGUACCGCCGGCGGGAAGAGCGUGAACGCGGCAUCCGGAGCAGGGAGGCACACAGUGGUCUUUGGCGCCGUCGCCGUCGUCCCGGCGCUGCUCGCCUCCGCCUUUGUUCUCGCAUGAUCAUGAUAGCUAGGCUUGGCUGCGGCAGCAGGGAAGAGAAAGAGACCAAGAGUCCAAGACACUGCGAAGUGCGUUGAUGAUUGUGCUGUCUGACCUGCGUAAUUUCAAGCCUUCGGCCUUCCGUCCGGCUUUCCGUUUGCUUCCUAGAGAAUGAAUCCUCAAGAAAAAAAAUUAAUUGUUGUUUAGUGAGUUUUUUUUUUUUUUUUUUGCGAGUUGCCAAUAGUGAGUUGCCUGCCCGAUCAGUUGGUGUUGCAACUUGCAACGUCCUGCCGAAAUUACAUGUCGCGGGUUGAUUACGAUCAAGAGCUUAUCCCGUUGUUUUCUUUUCUGGAGAAAGAGGGUGUGCAAUUGAUAUGGGUAAUUAUUUCUUACAGUAUAGUAGAUGAUAAAUGUAUUGCCUUGAUGGUUCUUUCAAGAA